Messenger RNA from Hordeum vulgare subsp. vulgare (domesticated barley), 2497 nucleotides. Its product is annotated as E3 ubiquitin-protein ligase RMA1H1-like. Gene Ontology annotation, biological process: ubiquitin-dependent protein catabolic process. Gene Ontology annotation, cellular component: endoplasmic reticulum. Lineage: Eukaryota; Viridiplantae; Streptophyta; Magnoliopsida; Poales; Poaceae. The record is from RefSeq and is a predicted model, not a curated record. The coding region runs from base 1647 to 2363 and encodes 238 amino acids. The transcript has 2 exons. Gene Ontology annotation, molecular function: metal ion binding; ubiquitin-like protein conjugating enzyme binding; ubiquitin protein ligase activity.
AUGUCCAUGGAUUCAUUCAUUCGUUCUUUACUUCGUUUCUUCGAUGCUGGUGGCUCUUUUUUCCACCUUCUAGAUAGAAAAGUAGCUAAUGUUGGCUUAUGGCUGUGUUCUUGGUGAUACGCUUUGCGUUAUAGGCAGGUUCUUGAGCGCGUGACUUGCAGGCUUGCAGCUUUGUUCUUCUCGAUUCGCCCCCUUCUUAAAUUACAAUAAUAGCUUUGCUAAGUAUGCCUCCAAAUCAUGCCAGUACUUUCUCCGUGCUUGGCUCUCUGGGGUUCAGUCCUGGCGGCUAGGCUUGUUUCUUCCACAGCUGUACUGGUUUUCAUUUUUGCUAGAUCAAUCUGCACUGGUAUUAUCUUCGACAACCAGAUUGUGCUGGUCUUCCUUCCAAUUGAUGUCGGAAUUCUUGGUCUCUAAGUGCAAAUGAAUGUUUAUUUAGAUAAACAUCAUUUCAACGAUAUAACUACAUAUGGUUUAAUAAUUUGGGUGCCAUUAGCCAUUAAGAAUUUCAUGACUGCUGUUGCAUCAUCCUAUUGCGCACUGUUCAUCAUCUGUACCUGAUGAUGAUGCCAACAGCGUUCUUAAUAGCCAACAACUGCAUAAGAACGACGUGCCUGGAGGUCUACUAAGUCAAAAGUUGCUGGCCGAAUUAUAUAUCCUUGUUACCAAGCCUAUCAACCAUUACCUUCCCUUUGUUUACUGUUCUUGUCUUCUCAAAGAUCACUAGAUAUGCUUGCGACCGAGCGCUUUGUUGUGUGCAGUCCCGUUGAAUAUAUACCGCCAAAGCUGCAUCGUCUUUUUGUGAUUCUUAUACCCUGUAAAAAGAAUUGAUGCGCAACUCAGCCUCUGUAAAAUGUUAAAACACUGACAUUUUUUAUUGCCAUUUUGGCAAUAGAUAUGAUUGCAUUCUCUUUCCUACCAUUCGCUGUGUGGUCAAUUCUGUCUCCUUGGUCUCGUCUUGUCUUAAAGAAAACAAGGAUAACAUCAGGUCGGUGUUUUAGUGAUCUGGCAACCUUAUCCAGAUAAUUGCCUAGGAGCUAGGGCGCACGUUAAUUCACUUGAGAAGCAGAUUAGGAAAAUGCCAGAAAUAAUUAAAGAAAAAGCUUAUAUGAUGCAUGGAUGCAUCCGUUUGAGCAGACACUUAAUUACUUAAUAAUAUGGAAGGAAUGAGAUACAUCCACUUAAGCGACACUUAAAUAUGAACAAGUACUAUAAACAAGGGCACAAGAGGCAAGAGUCUGCCAUGGUCACAUAGUGCAUUACGUAACGUUUUCUAUUGCUUAUCUGAAGUAGUAGUAUCUUGUUUAGCACGGGACCAUCUCAAGUUCGGCUAGACCCGAUUACGACACAACAAUAUCCUAAAAAUUCUUUGGGCCAAUCAAUUCCAUAUGGUUCCUUUUCUUACAGUUGUAGCAUGUGUCCCUUUCGGAUCUUGGUGACACUGCCCACAUUGUCGCGACAGCAUCCACACAUGAACCCGGACGGCACCGCGCGCCACAAAAUGCGCAAUUGCGUGGCUUGCUCCGUCCCUCUCGUUAGUUGCCCUGCUCUAGUCGGAUCGGUUGAUGGUAAUCUCGCUACGGUUUGAUCAGGAUCGUCUAUCUAGAAUUAUUGAUUGCGCCGUGAGCUGUUGAAGGUGCAAGAGGAGAAUGAAUCGGGUCAGUGACGAGCGUAGCAGUGAUCCGUCGAGGAGAGUGAGCGGGGACGCGCCGGCGGCAGCACGCGCCGGCUGCUUCGACUGCAACAUCUGCCUGGAGUUCGCGGUGGAGCCGGUGGUCACCCUCUGCGGCCAUCUCUACUGCUGGCCUUGCAUUUACGAAUGGCUGCGCCGCGACGCUGGCGGCGGCUCGGCGGGCCGGCCGUGCCCCGUGUGCAAGGCCGCGCUCACGGUGGCCUCGCUCGUGCCGCUCUACGGCCGUGGCGGCAGCCGGUCCAAUAAGUCACGGCUCCGCCCGGCCAUUCCAUGCCGGCCGACCGUGCACCGGGGAGCCGUCGAGGGACAGAGCGCGCAAACCAGCGGUGGCAGUGGCCGUCGGCACGUGAGCACGGAGCCUGAUUCGCCGACUCGUUCAUCCCGGCACGCGCAUGCCGGUGCCGCGCAGUUCGACAUCCUCUACCCUCCUCGCCCCCUCGGGCGCGGCAUGAAUGCGGUGCAUCCGACGGCCGGCGGGGUGCUCGGAGGGAUGGCACUGGCGUUGCUCCCCUCGGGGUUCCGUGGCCAGGCGCCAGCGCCGGGUUACCCCAUGUCCGAGCUGCAAAACCUGAGCCCUAGGUUGAGGCGGCAGCACAUGGAGGUAGAGAGGUCCCUGCAUCAGUUACUGUUCUUCCUCUUUGUGUUCGUAGUGCUGUGUCUGCUCUUGUUCUGAUCUCCCGGAGACAUUUCGUGCAACUUCUGUACAGAUAGCGUGCGCCGGGCGGUGUACAUAGUAAAGCUCUAAAAAGGUCAUGUGCUAGCCUAUCUACCUAUCUACCUAUCUACCUAUAUGAUGAGUUGCGAUCA